Molecule: messenger RNA, 1533 nt
Organism: Phaethon lepturus (White-tailed tropicbird)
Lineage: Eukaryota; Metazoa; Chordata; Aves; Phaethontiformes; Phaethontidae
Product: chondroitin sulfate synthase 2-like
Exons: 3
Cellular component (GO): Golgi cisterna membrane
Molecular function (GO): glucuronosyl-N-acetylgalactosaminyl-proteoglycan 4-beta-N-acetylgalactosaminyltransferase activity
Source: RefSeq, a predicted model, not a curated record
CGGUACAUCAGCACGGAGCUGGGGAUGCGUCAACGGCUCUUUGUGGGUGUGCUGACCUCCAAGAGCACAUUGAACACGCUGGGGGUGGCUGUCAACCGCACGCUGGCCCACCGCCUGGAGCGCCUGGUGUACUUCACAGGCACACGGGGCCGCAAGGUGCCCCACGGCAUGACAGUGGUGACACACAGUGACGAGCGGCCCAUCUGGAACAUGUACCAGACCAUCAGAUACCUUCUGGAUCACUACGUGAAUGACUUCGACUGGUUCUUCCUGGUACAGGAUGAUACUUACACAGAGGCACACCGCAUCAGCCGCCUGGUCGCCCACCUCAGCAUCGACACCCACCUCUACCUGGGCCGUCCCGAGGAGUUCAUCGGUGGGGACACUGAGGGACGCUACUGCUAUGGAGGGUUUGGCUACCUGCUGUCUCGCAGCCUCCUCCUGCUCCUGCAGCAGCACCUGGAGAGCUGCCGCAAUGACAUCCUCAGCGCCCGGCCUGAUGAAUGGCUGGGCCGCUGCAUCAUCGAUUACACAGCUGUCAACUGUGCAGAGGAGCACGAGGGCCUGCGUUACCACUAUUUUGAGCUGGGGAAGAACGCGGACCCUGAGCGGGAGACCGACCUCCGUUUCCAGAGUGCCUUCACUGUCCACCCGGUGCUGGAUCCCCUCCAGAUGUACCGGCUGCACAAGUACUUUGCGCAGGUGGAGCUGGAGAGGACGUACCAGGAGAUCCAGCAGCUCCAGCUGGAGAUCCAGAACGCCAGCAGCCUGUCCGCGGACGGGGACCAUGGCGCCACGUGGCCUGUUGGCAUCCCACCCCCCUUCCAGCCCAAAACCCGUUUUGAGGUGCUGCGCUGGGACUACUUCACAGAGGAGCAGGUCUACGCAUGUAUGGAUGGCUCCCCCAAGUGUGAGCUGCGUGGUGCAGACCUGGCAGACGUGGCUGACGUGGUGGCCACAGCCAUGGAGGAGCUCGGAAAACCCCAGCAGGUGCUCCAUUCCCGCAAGCAGCAGCUGGUGAACGGGUACCGGCGCUUCGACCCCACACGUGGCAUGGAGUACACGCUGGACCUCCAAGUGGAGGUGGUCACCCAGAAGGGGCACAGCCGUUCCAUCACCAAGCGUGUGCACCUGGUGCGGCCCCUCAGCGAGGUGGAGAUCAUACCCAUGCCCUAUGUGACAGAGGCCAGCCGCAUCAACAUCAUCCUGCCACUGACAGCCCAUGACCGGGACCACGCUGCCCGGUUUCUGGAGAUUUAUGCGGCAGCCGCCUUUGAGAGCAGUGAGAAUGCGGUGCUCACCUUUCUUUUCAUCUAUGACCCCUUUGAGGCCCAGCAGGUCACCCAGAAUGACAUCUUUGCCCCCGUGAAGGCCCAGAUCACUGAGUAUGAGCGUAGGUAUGCAGAGGUGAAGAUCCCAUGGAUCAGUGUCAAGACAGACGCACCCUCCCAAAUCAAGGUCAUGGACAUCAUCUCCAAGAAGCAUCCCGUGGACACGCUUUUCUUUGUGGCUGGUGUGGGGACAGAGGUCACU